Molecule: messenger RNA, 3605 nt
Organism: Entelurus aequoreus (snake pipefish)
Lineage: Eukaryota; Metazoa; Chordata; Actinopteri; Syngnathiformes; Syngnathidae
Gene: arhgap22b
Product: rho GTPase-activating protein 22
Exons: 10
Coding region: 172-2385 (737 amino acids)
Biological process (GO): signal transduction; activation of GTPase activity
Cellular component (GO): focal adhesion
Molecular function (GO): GTPase activator activity
Source: RefSeq, a predicted model, not a curated record
CGUUCCACUCCCCCUCCCCAUGUGCUCCCAACCCCCUAGCUGACGGCCGCACUGCAGAAGGUCAGAGAGAGGAGAAGAGGAGAGGAAGAGGAGGCUGAGGCAGAGACGGGCAGGGGCGGGAGUGGCUUGGAUGUACACGAACAUGCCGAGAGGAGAGCCAGCUGACAAGCCAUGACAACCAUGCUGAGUCCCAAGAUCAGACAGGCCAGAAGAGCCAGGUCCAAAAGCAUGGUGAUGGGCGAGGUGACACGGGGCUCCUGCCAGCCGGCUUCGCCCAGCCUCCAGGAGGGGGCGCUGAAGGCUGGCUGGCUGAAGAAGCAGCGCAGCAUCAUGAAGAACUGGCAGCUGAGGUGGUUCGUGCUGCGGGCAGAUCAACUAUUUUUCUACAAAGAUGAGGAGGAAACCAAACCACAGGGCUGUAUACCACUGCAGGGAUGCCAGGUGAAUGAACUUACGGCAAACCCAGAUGAACCAGGAAGACACCUUUUUGAGAUUGUUCCAGGUGGAGCAGGAGACAAGGACCGUGCACCAAUCAGCCAUGAGUCCUUCCUGCUCAUGGCCAACUCCCAGGCGGACAUGGAUGACUGGGUCAAGGCCAUACGACGGGUCAUCUGGGCGCCGUUUGGUGGAGGGAUAUUUGGCCAGCGAUUAGAGGACACGGUGCUGUAUGAGAAAAAGUUGGGCCCCCGGCUGGCCCCCCUGCUGGUGGAGCAGUGUGUGGACUUCAUCAGGGAGAGGGGCUUGGAUGAGGAGGGUCUUUUCCGAAUGCCGGGGCAGGCCAACCUGGUCAAAGAGCUGCAGGAGGCUUUCGACUGUGGCGACAAGCCUCUUUUUGACAGCAACACGGACGUUCACACGGUGGCGUCCUUGAUGAAGUUGUACCUGCGAGAGCUGCCUGAACCUGUCAUUCCCUUCUGCAAAUAUGAAGACUUUCUAACAUGCGCACAGCUUUUGGCCAAAGAUGAGGAGGAGGGGGUUCAGGAGCUUGGAAAGCAAGUUAACACACUACCUCUGCCGAACUACAAUCUCCUCAAGUACAUAUGCAAAUUCCUUGAUGAAGUCCAAUCUCACUGUAAUGAAAACAAGAUGAGUGUUCAGAACCUCGCCACAGUGUUCGGACCCAAUAUCCUUCGACCCAAGAUGGAAGACCCAGUGACCAUCAUGGAGGGUACCUCUUUAGUCCAGCACCUAAUGACGGUCCUCAUCAGGGAACACAACCGUUUGUACUCAGGGAGGGACCAGGAGGGCCUCAACGUACCCCAAGUGGAGCAUCCCUUUCAGGGACAUCAGCUCCACAACCGCAGCCUCGGUGCCUGGAUCUCUGAAGAAGACCUGCAGAGCUGCCCCGUCCCCAACCCCGAACAAGAACUGGACAGCAGCGCCUCGUCGCUCGAUGCUAAACUGUGUGCUGCCGUCACGCCCACGCAGACCCCGAACCCCGUCCCAAAAUUAGGUUCUUCUUCGACGAAAGCCGACACGGUGGUCAGUCCUAGUAAACAAGCCAAGAGCUUACCUUCUUGGAAGUACACUUUUAAAAGCUCCUCCGCGCCUCGUUCUCAGCCGCAGGCUAAGCAGAGCGGAUCGGUGCCAGACCCAAGCGGCGUGUCCUCUGGGGGAGGAAGUAGUAACUGGCUGAUGAACGGUUUGUCCUCUUUGAGGGGCCACAGGCGCACGUCCUCAGGUGAAAGGUCAACACGCGACCGGGACUCAACAGGUUCCUCCCAGAGACUUUCCACCUACGACAACGUCACGUCCUCCUCCAGCAUGGGAAGUGUCCAGAGUGUGGCCAGCACACCCUGGUCUACUUCCUCCUGCGAGAUCUCGGCGCCCGAAUCUGGAAGCGGCGAGCAGAACUGCGGAGUCGUGAGUGAAAGCGGAGAUAAAGCGGAGUGGACGGACGCUCCGAGGGAGGCGGCGCGAGGACGGGACGGGGAUGUGAGCGCAGAUCCCGGCUCUGAGCGGGACAGCUGCGAGGCCAUGGAGCUGUGCAGCAGCAGCGCCGCCUGCAGCGAGAACGGCAACGUGAGCACGGCCGCCGGAGUUCCAUCCAUCGUCACGUCUGAGGAUGGGGACGGGACUGAGGUCUCGCUGGGCAGUCUGGUGGACGGCCUGAAGGACCAGCUUCACAAACAGAAGGCUGCCUACGAGGCCAGGAUCCAAAAGUUGGAGGAGUCCAGCGCUGCCUUGUGUGCACACCUGGAGCGUCUGGAGCAGGCGAUGGAGCAGGAGAAGAAGAGGCAGCGCAUGCUGGAGAUCAAACUACGGAACUCUGAGCGCGCUCGCGAGGACGCCGAGAACCGCAACAAGCUCCUGGAGAAAGAAAUGGAGGAUUUCUUUGCUACUCUCGGGGAUCUGACCACGACGACGAGGACCAGCGAUAUUUGACAGGCGGGUCGGCAACCCGGGUUUGUCUUAAAGGACUCAUGUCUUUGUUGGGAAGAAGAGAAGAAGUUUGUAAGCAAACAAAAAGGUGAGCUCAUUCAAGCGACCAAACUGAAGCACGUAAAAUGAGUUAUUUCUGCAAUUUGGACACCAUGAGGUGUGCGUUACAAGAUGGGCGUUCAUUGUGAGUCCAGCAGAGAGGUGUGGAGUAGAAGGAGCAGUUUUAUCCUAAGAGUGGAGCUUGCACUGCAGAUAGAAGUUCCUCUACUCCAACAUGCAACUCUCUGCUGGCUCCUCAGGCUCUUCCAGUGCCUCUCUGGUCACAUGACUUCCUCCGUGUCUUACGACUUGGCAGCCAUGUUGACUCGUGGCACCCGAAGCUAAACACUGCCCUUAAAAAGAAAACCUGUCUCUUCCUGGUUGUGCCUUCAGGGAACUAUUUUGUCUUUUAAAUAUUACGAAAGAAGAAAGCGGCAAACAGAAAGCGACUCCCUCAGAACACACGUCCUGUUUUUGUGUACGUGAAGAAAAGUGCCGAUGACCAACAACUUAGAAGGUGCCAAUUAUUGUGAAAGUGAAGAAUGUAUCCUAGUAGUGAAUGUAACUAACAAUGUUCAAGGUCGGCCAUUCAAUUGUCCUUAGAGCGAUGCAUGCUGGGAAAAAAAGGGCCCAACAAAUGAAAAUGUGCUUAUUUUUAUUUCAUUCACUUUAGAAAGACGUUUUGUCUUUGACUACUACCACUAAGAAGCAAUUCCAUAGAAAGACAACCCAAAAAUAUCAACUUUUGUUUUUGCUCCCAUUUCAAAGGCAUUUUUCUCUCAGAUUUUCACAAAAAAAAAUGUUAGUGAGCACUUCUGCAGGAUUAAUGUUUCCACAUGUGCGGUUAUGGAGUACAAUAUUUGAUGGGGGGUGGGAGGGGGGGUUGUGAACGUAGAAAAUGUUUUUGGUCUUCAAGCCCAUGAAAAAUGGUAGAAAAGACAAAAGUAUUGUUGAUAUUUUUGUGUCUCAGCUCAGUCGAAAUGUCUUCAAGGGUCAUCAAUGGUGCUUGUUCUUUAUUUAUUUGUGCAUACAUUAUUGUAAUGAAUGAACACCUAUGGGAAUAAAUUUGACAAUGUACAUCAUUUGUGCUGUUUAUCAAUGACUUAACUCUUUUCACCAGAAGUGGCGUCUUUGGUCGGACGCGAGAAGUCACAGGUUUGGCCCCGCGGUGUGUCUCCAGCUUA